Capronia epimyces CBS 606.96 is the source of this 747-nucleotide messenger RNA. RefSeq lists its product as uncharacterized. Lineage: Eukaryota; Fungi; Ascomycota; Eurotiomycetes; Chaetothyriales; Herpotrichiellaceae. Gene Ontology annotation, molecular function: aldehyde-lyase activity. The transcript has a single exon. The coding region runs from base 1 to 747 and encodes 248 amino acids. The record is from RefSeq and is a predicted model, not a curated record. Gene Ontology annotation, cellular component: cytoplasm.
AUGAGCUUUCUCGCCUCAGCCCACGCCACGGAGACGCCCCUCCUGGGCACCACGCUCGGGUUUGGCACGCCGUUCAGCGCACAGCUGCUGUCCCGGGUCGGAUACCACUACCUGAUGAUCGACAUGGAGCACAACCCGCUCUCGUCCAGGGAGGCCGGUCUCCUGACCCAUGCCAUCGGGGCCGCGUCCGGGGGCAAGUGCAAGGCUCUCAUUCGGGUUCCGUCUCACGGGGUGGAAUGGAUCAAAUGGGCGCUGGACUGUGGCUCGGCCGGCAUCCUAAUCCCCAUGGUGCAGUCGGCGCACGAGAUGGAGCAGAUUGUGAAGAUGGCCGUCUAUCCGCCACGAGGCCAACGCAGCUUUGGGCCGGCCAUGGCGCCCUUCGCCAGCGUCGAUCCCAGCCAGACGGUGGCGCAGUACCUGAACGAGACCAGUAAAGACAUUGCCGUGAUUCCCAUGAUCGAGUCGAGCCAGGGGCUGGACAAGGCUGAGGAGAUCUGUGCCGUCGAUGGAGUCACCGCGGUCUUCGUUGGCCCCGCGGACCUGAGGCUUUCCAUGGGACUGGCGGGCGGAGACGGUUCAGAGAAGGUGUAUCUAGACGCGCUGCUGCAGCUGGUCGCCAUCUGUAAGCGGCUGGGCAAGCCGAUAGGCAUCUUCGCCGCGGACGAGGAGACCUGCCGGAAGAGAACGGCGGACGGGUUCGAUUUCAUUCUGGUAAGCAACGCCUCCGUGGUCCGUACAGCGGCUUGA